GGAGGGAGUGAAAGACUUCACAGCACGCUACAAAUACUCCGUGGCAGAAUUCUCUUUUUGUUGAAUGCGCCCUUCAGACUGACUUAGCCAGGGCAGCUCGUGUUUGUCAAAGUGAACCGCUCACUUCAUUAUUAAACACACGUCAACAGACUUAACUUUGUAACUUCGAUACUCGUGAGGCCAAAUUAAGUAUCGCCAACCGUUACUUUGUUGCUCGUCGGCUUGAGAAGUUGACCCAUUUUUUUAAACUUUUCCAACAAAACAUAGAGGAAAGUCUCAGGGAAGGCAAGGUUUGAUCUCACAUAUCACAGCCUUUGCAGUUGGGAACACUUUAUAUGAGUUGUGCAGGAAAGUAGCUUAACCUAACGGAAAUUAACCAUCCAUCCUCAAGAGUCUCGCACAGCUUUCUGUGCUAGCACCUGCAAACAUGGCACGAAGAUCCUGCGCGAUUUAUGCGGUCGGCAUCAUCUGCGCUUCCCUGCUGUUCGUCGGGAUUGGUUUAGUUGUGGCUCAAGUUUUCAGCAAGUUAAUGCACAACCGCCUUAAAAAGGAAAUUGUUUUGGUAGAGGGAAGUCGUGUGUUUGAGUCAUGGAAAACCCCUCCACCUCCUGUCUACAUGGAGUAUUUUUUCUUCAAUGUGACCAAUGUGGAUGCCUUCCUUCAAGGGGCCAAGCCAGAGGUCACGCAGGUUGGACCUUACACGUACAGGGAGUACAGGUAUAAGGACAAUGUGAGCAUGGUGGACAAUAACAGGAUGGUGUCUGCAUACAACAUCAAAAGCUUUGUGUUCCUGAGAGAGAAGUCUGUGGGUGACCCAGCUGUGGAUAGCAUCACCACUGUCAACAUCCCUGCUUGGGCUGUAAUGAACAAGGUGAAAGGGAGUUUCUUUAAGACCUCCAUGGUGUCCAUCUGGAUGAACUCUUACAGGAGCGGUCUCUUCACUACCCGCACUGUGGAUGAACUGCUGUGGGGAUACGAAGAUCCCUUGCUGGCCCGCGUCGCCAGCACCAAUCCUGAUGUGGAGAAGGUCUUUGGCCUCAUGUACAAGAAAAAUGGAACUGAUAACGGGGAAUUCAUCUACCACACUGGGGUGGAGAACUACAUGGAUUACGGCCGCGUUGAAACAUGGAAAGGCCAAAGUCAGCUGACCUUCUGGACAUCGAACCAAAGCAACAGCAUCAAUGGAUCAGAUGGAAGUGCUUUCCACCCCCUGCUGAACAAGAAUGAGCGUAUUUAUGUCUUCACUCCAGACCUCUGCAGGUCUAUCCACAUGGAAUUUGAGAAGGAUGUAGAGGUGAAAGGAAUCCCAGCCUACCGUUUCACACCGCCACGCUCUGUUUUUGCCAGCAAAGAGGAGAACCCAGCCAAUGAGGGUUUCUGCGUCACCCCAAAAGAGUGCCUGGGAACUGGCCUUCUUAAAGUCAGUCCUUGUCGAAAAGGUGCCCCAGUAGUUGCCUCCUUUCCUCAUUUUUACCUGGGAGAUGCUAAAUAUGUGUCUGCCAUUGAAGGAAUGUCUCCUCAAAGACAACAUCACCAAACCUUCCUAGACCUUAACCCGACCACUGGAGUGAUUGUUCGUGCAAACAAGAGAGCACAGAUUAACAUCUUGCUCAGCAGAAUCUCAGGAUUCCCGAAAACUAGAGGGCUGAAUGAGACAAUCUUUCCCGUCAUGUUCCUCAAUGAGAGUGUGGUGAUUGAUGAUGCGUCUGCAGCGAGAGUAAACAAGCUGCUGCUGAUUGUCACUCUGGUGUCCAACUUCCCGCUCAUUAUUGUGGGACUGGGUGCCAUACUGCUCGUAGUCCUCAUCAUCCUUCUGGUCCGGGCCCGCAAACAGAAGAAGGAAGUUAAGCCCACUGUGUUUACCAAGGCUCUCUAUGCUACCUCCACUGAAGAGGACACUUCUUACUCUCCGGUCAGUGACAAGGAAAAGGAAGAUCCUCAAAAUGGAACCUACAUUGGUCUGUCAGCUAAAUGUGACCCAUAAGCUUGACGAGGAGGAUAAUGUUUAGAAGGGCGCUUUGUAAAUUGACAACCCUCAGAAAUACAUAUGGGGAUUUGGGUUUUCAGGAGAGAGAUUAUUGUCAAUAUCUCCUUUAUGAUUGGAAAUCUUUGGUUUUUAGUUUCAAACAUACUGUCCUGUGUGUAUUCAUUUUAGCCGUGCAGAGCAACCUGUAGUCCAGGUUUAGCACAAUAUAUUCCUAGAAAAAGUUUGACAUUUAUUCAAAAAAAUUGUGUCGAGGGCUACAUUUUGCUGUUUGGUUAAAUCAGUUGCUGAUAGCUUUAGUUGUCAAAUAAGUAGAAAUGUAAGGCCUACUUUGUGGUGAUCCGAAACAAACAAACAAACCCACCCUUUAACCCUCAAGUGUGGGAUCAAUUUGAUUUUAGGGCUGUGGCCUCACCUUAUUUUCUGUUACCUAGAUUGUGCCUUCAGAUUUUAGUGACUGGUUGCUAUGUUACAGGGCAUAGAGGGUAAUUUGGGACCAGGGUAAUGAAGUCCAUACAUCAUGAGUUUUUUAGAUACCAUACGUCACUCUCAGGGGUCCUCUGCUUAGAUACAAUCAAACACUAUUAAAGAAUAGGAGAGAAGCAAAACAUACUGCAAGUCUUCUCUCUGUGCAGUAAUUUUAUCAGUUCAGUAUUACUAUGUGUCAUUUUCAUUUCCUCCUAAACUAAAUGUUACAAAACACUGACAUUGCUCAUUAGUGCUUUCUAUUCAUGCACUGUAUUUAGAGGGAUAUCUGUAAACAUUGUUAGCAACGCACCUGAGAAACCUUCAGAGUAUAAUUUUGUAUUUAUACAGUGUAAGGUGUGUUGGAACUGUUUACAUUCCUCUCAUUGUAUGAUUGGAAUAAACCUUAGACAAAACGCUGUAUAUUUUGGACAUUUUAAUUUUUGUUUAAAAAUAAAUCAUUUUCGUUUGUUGUAAAUGUAAAAAUGUUUGAAUGAGGAUUAUGCUAAGUCAAAGCUUCACAUAUGUCUUCUAGUAGUAUAAUGAUCAACACCUUUAUCAGCCAUAUAAAGGCCUGAUUAUGACAGGAUUUUUCGGUUGAAAUUAUGAUUCAUAUGAUACAGAAUAUGUGUGAUACAUUCUCUUACCCUACAUAACUGCUCACUUAACCAUUUAAACAAUAGAAUUCAGCUCAUUAUCAUUGCAAACUGUGUUUUUUUAUGCUUCUGUGCUUUUAUUGAAGGCCCCACUUAGUAUUGUUGGUGCUGAAUAUGACACCAAACAAUUUUUUUCUUUAAUGCUUGUGAAAGAUUUAAUGUCAAAUUUCAAGCCAUUGCAAAACUAACGAAGGUUUAAUAUGAAGAAACACUUUAGUUGUGCCUUUAAAAGAAUCAGUGUUACGGAAUUUAUUUUUGCCUUUUAUAGUUUUCACGUAUUUUGUGAAAAGAACGUCCCGUCAAACCAACACAUGUACUCUUGCGAACUAUACAUCGUUUUCUUCCAGAUACCAAACAAAACUAAGCAUGAAACUGCUGUGAGUUUUUAUAGUUGGCGGCAGAGUCAAACUGCACUUUGAAAACACUUUGCUUGAAUAAUAGAGUGUUGUGCUGAGCCACAGCUCUCUCACUCGAGGCUGGUGAAAACAGUUGAUUACAGGUGCCAUUUAAUGUAAUAUGAAAAAGCUGCACAGUUACUACGUUUGAACUGCGUUGAGCCCGGCUUUUAUUUCUGUGCUUAUUCUUAGUUGUAACAUUUAAGGAUGACUGAGUUUCUUCAUAUCACCUCGUCAUUACAUGCACUGCAGUAAUCAGCAAUAAAUAUAUCAGACGAUAGCAGAGAAGCUGUUACAAGUUUCAAUGGAUUUCUGCUUCUUCAUUUGAUUUUACUAUUCGAGUUUGAUGUAUACUUUAAUCAGUUAUGUACGAUAAAAAUGAAGAAAGUAGAAGAAAUUCAGUGUGCAUAAUCACUUUCAUAACAAGGGGAAUAAAUGGAUAAAGCAAGCUUUUUACACAAUAUUAGUGUUGUGAUUAAAAAGAAUAAAUUAUUUUGUUGAGUUGGUAAAAACAAAACACAGAAAGCACCAUACGGACUGUACAAUAGGCUACUUUGUGCCAUACUUUGAUAACAGAUUGUAUUUUUUGAAAUUAUCGUUACUGCCAUAACCACUUGUUCUUAUUGUCAGCUUGUUUUGAAAUGCUGACUGUUAAUACUGUGUACACAAAAAUAAAAGUAGUUUCAGUAAA
Messenger RNA from Etheostoma cragini (Arkansas darter), 4191 nucleotides. It is a transcript of the gene scarb2b, whose product is annotated as scavenger receptor class B, member 2b. Gene Ontology annotation, biological process: receptor-mediated endocytosis; protein targeting to lysosome. The coding region runs from base 428 to 1984 and encodes 518 amino acids. The record is from RefSeq and is a predicted model, not a curated record. Gene Ontology annotation, molecular function: scavenger receptor activity. Gene Ontology annotation, cellular component: cytoplasm; membrane; lysosome. The transcript is spliced from 13 exons. Lineage: Eukaryota; Metazoa; Chordata; Actinopteri; Perciformes; Percidae.